This is a messenger RNA of Helicoverpa zea (corn earworm), 1396 nucleotides long. RefSeq names its product ovalbumin-related protein X-like. NCBI's taxonomy places the organism in Eukaryota, Metazoa, Arthropoda, Insecta, Lepidoptera, Noctuidae. Bases 1 to 1260 code for a protein of 419 amino acids. The record is from RefSeq and is a predicted model, not a curated record. The transcript has 2 exons. Gene Ontology annotation, molecular function: serine-type endopeptidase inhibitor activity.
AUGAGGGCGAGUGUCUUUUGUUUUGUUGUGGCCUUCGCUUUACAAUAUGUUUUGGCGGCAAAACGAGGCAUAGUCACUAUAUACGGGUCUUUGGACUCCUUGCGCAUAGACUCAGGACCAUGUCCUGAAUACGAGAACGUCUUCGAAGGAUAUCAAGAUGCCAUUCAUAACUUCACGAUAGAAGUUUACAAACACGUGGCUCCACUCGGCACUUACCAGUUUGUUGUCUCUUCUCACUCAAUGUGGAUGACGUUGGCAGCUAUCGCAGAAGGAGCAGAUCACGAAACUCAACAGCAACUGUUCAAAACUCUGAUGUUACCAGAUAACCCAUGCAUUCGCCAAAGAUAUUACCAGCUGGCAGCAAGUCGGUUCUCCUUAACCCCUGAUGUGUCCGUUGUCAGCACAAGAGCUCUCGUCAUCGAUGAAGGAGUCAUACCUAACCCCUUAUGGCACAAUUUCGUUACAAAGAAUUCUUUACUAGACGUCAUUUCGGCACCUAUUAAGUUCAACCCACCAGUAGCUGCAAAUGUGAUCAGACAGGUUGUGUACGCAAACUUUCCACGACUAAACUUACGAGGCAACUCAGUCUUACUUGAUACGAUGGAUUACAACGGUUUGUGGAACACAGCAUUCGCUGAUGCGGUGGUGAAACGAGCGCCCUUCCACAACGUAGCUGGUCAACGCAUUGGUUCCGUAGAUAUGAUGACCGUGAAACGCCGUGCUAAAGUAGGAUACGUACCGAAGUUACAAUCCAAGAUGUUGGAACUACCAAUUGGAACUAACAACCAGUAUAGUAUAAUUAUAGCUCUGGUUGUAGGGAAUAAUGAUUUGAGACCGAUUAUCAGAGAGAUGAAAAGCUCCAUUAUAAAAGAAGUGCUGGGAACAUUGCAAGAAAGUCGAGUACCGAUAGAUGUAGCGUUACCACAGUUUACGAUAAACUCAGAAUUGGAUGCAAGGACCAUCUUAGAAGAUUUUGGAAUUAAGAACCUAUGGACGGAUCCUGAAGCGACCAGGUACAUAUCAACGCCACCGGCUUUACCCAGCAGCUACGUCCAACGUUCCACUUUAACCCUCAACAAGGAUGGAGUGAAUCUACCAGCGGUCGUUGAACUCCGGUCUUUUGGACCCCCUUCAAGCCCUGAAGACCUAUUCUUCAGCGAGUUCAUAGCUGACAGACCAUUUAUGUUCGGUCUUUUUGAUACAGAAACAUACUCUUGUCUAAUGGCUACAAUGUAUACUCAACCAACCUAUCCUAAUUAGAGUCAGUCAAUAUUAAGUUAUUAAAUCCUUCUUUAUAAUUGGAUGUGCAAUUCCAUAAGUUUUUAUGUUGAUUGGUGGAAAAAUAAAACUUAAAACAACCUGUUAAGUGAUUUAUGAUAUAAAAAAGAUCAAAAGU